Messenger RNA from Brachypodium distachyon (stiff brome), 3104 nucleotides. Its product is annotated as BTB/POZ domain-containing protein NPY4. The record is from RefSeq and is a predicted model, not a curated record. The transcript is spliced from 5 exons. Bases 963 to 2780 code for a protein of 605 amino acids. Gene Ontology annotation, molecular function: protein binding. NCBI's taxonomy places the organism in Eukaryota, Viridiplantae, Streptophyta, Magnoliopsida, Poales, Poaceae.
AAGGGCAGGGCACUCCUGCAGCAGGCGAUCGAGAGAGCUUUCUAUUCCCUCUCCUGUUGAAAGCAAAGCAGGACGACCCACGCACAGAGGCAGCUCCUGUGGGCACCGCGCAAACGAGCCAACCAACAAACAGAGAAAACCAAACAAGACCCAAAAGCGAUCGCAGCCCCGGCUCCCUCAACUCAAAGCGCGAGGAGGCCGGCCGGCAGCUCCGCGCGCCCGCUGCUCCCUUGCCGCUCGCUGCUUGCUUCCCUUCCUUCUUGGACACUUGCGAGAUUUGUAGCCGGAUACGUGGUUUGGGGAAUGCUGUGGGGAGGAAUGUGGACCAGUUGUUUAUUGUGAUGGCGCGUUGGACACAAGAUCCUGCGUGAUUCUUGGUUUAUCAAAUCAAACGGUACCGGCCGGUGUGUGUGAGAGAGAGGAAAUAGGUGGGGAGUUAUACAAACAAAUCUUGAUCAGAUCAAGGACAGGAGAUUAACAAAUAGCAGGAGGAGGUGGGUUUGUGUCAGCUUUGUGCUUUGUGGCCGGGUGUCCCUCCUGGUUCAUUGCCCCCCCUUCCCCACAAGUACUCCUUAUAGUUUACUCCUCCUGAAGCCGCUUGUGCUCCUCCCCGUCUCUCGCUCGCCUCACUGCCUACGCUAGCAGCAACAACUGCCCGCAUAAGUAGGGGCUCCGGUGGAGUGUGCUCGAAGAACCCAUCCUAUUGUUUGGUUUUCUUUCUUCCCGUUGUACGAAGUAUCUCCGCGCCGGGCAGGGCACGUUGCAAUAUUCCAUCUCGCCGCCGCAGCCACCGGCCUAGGGGUGUCAAGUUGCUUCUGCGCCCUGUACUUGUGUCCUCUGGAGCCGUUGUUGCUGUUCGUGCCGUGGACAAAUAUGGGCUAGCACCGUUGUUUCUUCUUGUAGUACUGGUCUGGAGGACUGAGAAGCUGUGCAUUUGAUCGUGCUCUCUUGUUUGUUUCAAGAUGAAGUUCAUGAAGCUUGGCUCGAAUCCGGAUACCUUUCAGGAUGAUGGGAGUGAAGUCAGUAUUGUGGAAAGUGAACUGGUGAGCGAUAUCACUGUUCGGAUAGGGAGCACAAAGUUUUACCUUCACAAGUUUCCACUUCUAUCCAAGUGUGCUCGCUUUCAGAAGUUGAUCCCAACUACCGGUGAUGAAAAUAUUGAGGUCCCUAUCCAUGACAUUCCUGGUGGCCCGAAGGCUUUUGAGAUAUGUGCCAAGUUCUGUUAUGGCAUUGUUGUCACACUGAAUGCCUACAAUGUCAUUGCUUCCCGCUGUGCUGCGGAGUACUUGGAGAUGAAUGAAAAUGUCGACAAGGGUAACCUCAUCUACAAGAUCGAGGUCUUCCUCAGCUCAAGCAUAUUCAGGAGUUGGAAAGACUCUAUUAUUGUUCUUGGGACAACAAAGGCUCAUUUACCAUGGUCAGAGGAUCUUAAGCUGGUAAGCCACUGCAUUGACUCCAUUGCAUCAAAAGCUUCUGCUGACACUUCCAAGGUUGAAUGGUCAUAUACGUACAAUCGCAAGAAGCUCCCAACAGAGAAUGAUCUUGAUUUGCAAUGGAAUGGUGUCAAGAAGCAGCAGUCUGUGCCAAAGGAUUGGUGGGUCGAGGAUCUCACAGAUCUUGACAUUGAUUCCUACAAGCAAAUCAUAACAGCAAUCAAAACCAAGGGUAUGGUACCGAAAGAUGUUAUUGGUGAGGCUAUUAAAGCCUACACAUACAAGAAGCUGCCCUCAUUAAGCAAGGUUUCAAUGAUCCAUGGUGAUGCAAAGGUUCGAGCAAUGCUAGUUACCAUCACAUGCUUGUUACCAUCAGAGAAAGGUUCAGUCUCAUGCAGCUUCCUGCUAAAGCUACUGAGGGCAGCAAAUUUGCUUAAAUGUGGAGAGAUGUGCAGGAAAGAGCUGGUGAAGCGUAUUGGGCGGCAACUGGAUGAAGCUACUGUGUCAGAUCUUCUGAUUCCUACAGUGGACGGGGAGACCACUGUUUAUGACAUUGACAUGAUUCUUAGUAUUGUUGAAGAGUAUGUCAGGCAAGAUAGCAAAAAUGCUCAGAAACAUAAUGCUGCUGAAGUCAGUGGUCAUAUCCAAGCACCUAGUGCAUCUAUGAAUACAGUAACAAAAGUUAUUGAUGGGUAUCUCACCGAGGUUGCAAAGGACCCAAAUACACCUGUCUUGAAGUUCAUUAAUCUUGCUGAAGCAGUUUCAGGCAACUCAAGGCUGAUUCAUGAUGGGUUAUAUCGCGCAAUCGACAUGUAUCUGAAGGAGCACCCAAACGUAAGCAAGAGUGACAAAAAGAAGCUUUGCAGCCUCAUGGACUGCAAGAAGUUGUCGCCCGACGCAUGUGCUCAUGCCGUGCAGAACGAGCGCCUUCCCCUGAGGACUGUGGUUCAGGUGCUAUACCAUGAGCAGACGAGGGCUUCUGCAGCAGCCACAAUCCGAGCUGAGAGCAUCUGCAUCGGCUCCUACGAAAGCUCAAGGUCAGGCGCCACAACAAACACUGAAGAUGAGUGGGAUGGAGUCAUGGCAGUGGAAGAUCUCAGCCUGUCGAAGACAACAAAGGUACACACCGCCGGUACUAAUGCAGAAAAGAGCCAUGGUAGCAACAGGAGCACCAGCAGCAAGGUGAAAGGUGCCGCGACACCAAAGAAAGCUCUAGGGAAGAUGUUGUCGAGCAAGGGUUUGACUGGGGAGCGAAGCAGCUCGGACUCAUCCGAUAGCGCCAUCUUGCAGCGCCAGGAGCAUCCAAAGAGGACUCCCUCCCGGAGCACAAAGCCAGCUGCCGCAUAGUCCCCUGCAUUUCACCAAAGAGAAGUGAUCCUAGAUUUUAGAUGCUGUUGGUCUCUUCUUCUUCCUUACGAAUGUUGCAUAGAAGCAAGUAAUGUUUUACAAGCCUGUAGGGGAUGUCACAAUGUGAGGUCUGCUUAUAGGGCAUCUUAUUAGCAUGUAGGCUUGCCAUGAAACCUAUGAGACUCUGGGUGCUACUGUAAGGUUUUAUGUCAUUCGCUCCUAGUGGUUUAUAAGAAGUGUUAGAACCAUAAGUGCUUUUGCCAUUGUGAGCCUGUGACGACCUGAUUUCAGAUCACUACCAAGUUAAACUCAGUUUACCUUUCA